CCCUUUACUCUUAGGCUCCUGCCGUAAAUUCUGUGCUUCCUACAAAGUUAGUGCUUACAAGCAGAAUGGCAGAGGAAGCAAGUAUUCUGUAUAGCGGCAAGAACUUUAUUUGUCUCUGUUUUAUGUUCAUCAGCCUGCUCAUUGAGAUAUCAGAAGGAAGAACUCUGAAAUUUGUGACCAUAGUCUAUCGACAUGGUGACAGGAGUCCAAUAAACUCAUUUCCAAGUAAUCCAAUCAAAGAAAAUGCAUGGCCACAGGGAUUUGGACAACUAACUACGCUUGGCAUGCAGCAACACUAUGAGCUGGGACAGUUUCUGCGAAAGAGGUAUUCUGGCUUUCUCAACACAACAUAUGAUCACCGCGAGAUAUAUAUCCGAAGUACAGAUUAUGACAGAGCACAGAUGAGUGCCCAGGCCAAUCUCGCAGGACUGUAUCCCCCACAAGGCAGUCAGGUCUGGAACAGCAACAUCUCCUGGCAACCAAUCCCAGUUCACACAGUGCCAGUCGCAAAGGACAGGGUAAGUGCUGAUGCUGGAUUUAUCUAG
Protopterus annectens (West African lungfish) is the source of this 545-nucleotide messenger RNA. RefSeq names its product lysosomal acid phosphatase-like. The record is from RefSeq and is a predicted model, not a curated record. Bases 66 to 545 code for a protein of 159 amino acids. Lineage: Eukaryota; Metazoa; Chordata; Ceratodontiformes; Protopteridae. Gene Ontology annotation, molecular function: acid phosphatase activity. Gene Ontology annotation, biological process: dephosphorylation; lysosome organization. Gene Ontology annotation, cellular component: lysosome. The transcript is spliced from 4 exons.